This is a messenger RNA of Staurois parvus, 345 nucleotides long. The record is from the annotation of a GenBank genome assembly. Lineage: Eukaryota; Metazoa; Chordata; Amphibia; Anura; Ranidae.
ACUGCGGACACAGUACAGGAGAUGACCAGAGACUGCGGACACAGUACAGGAGAUGAUCAGAGACUGCGGACACAGUACAGGAGAUGACCAGAGACUGCGGACAUAGUACAGGAGAUGACCAGAACUGCGGACACAGUACAGGAGAUGACCAGAGACUGCAGACAUAGUAAAUAAUGGUAAAUGGUAGCACCAGUAGUAAUUCCCUGCGCACCACCUGGGAUCACUCGGCCCACGUUCCGGACCCCACAGAUGAGCUGCCCAGCCACUGAGGACUCAGGGAUCUGUCGAGCGGGAAUUGACGUCAUCAGCCGGCACACAGAGAAGGAAAGCAGAAAUCUCACGAGA